GCCCUAUGUUUAGUGACUGAAAAAUAAAUAAAAAACGAUACAAAAAGACAAGAUGAAAAUGUAAAUUAGAUUCAGAUGUAUUAGGCUAUAAAUACUUGUUGGUGGCAAUGUACCACGUUUGAAAUUAAGUAAAACGGACUAUCCUGCGUCUGUAUUGUAUACAUGUAAGCCUACCUGUAUUGCUAUUAUUAUAGCCUAUUAUAUUAGUAGGCCUAUUAGGCCUAUAGGCUAUAAGGCCUAGAUAGUGUGACAACACGGUAGAAAACCCCAUUUAGCGCCGCUCAAACUGGCAGAGGUCUUUUUAAAAGUCGAUAAAUUGACAUGAAAGUAAAUAAGUUUACGAACCGCCUUUCUAUCGUCUUCUAGGCCUAUUGAUCAAGACACGGCCCACUGAGAAAGCCUCGAUCUUGGCCUAUCUUGUCUAUCUAUUCGUGCGUCUGUCUGUCAAAAGUUUAUAAUAUGCUAUUCUUUAUAAUUUAUCUAUUUGCAAUCUAAAUUUUGAAAGGGACAUGUAGAAAUAGUUAUGGAAACUAGCCUAACUGAUAGCAUUAUAAAUAAAAAUAAUAUUGCAACGAUUGAAAGAAAUGGACAAUAUAAUAUGUGGUCCGAAUUGAACAAAAUAGCUAUGCACAACAUUUUUUUGCACAAAUCGUCAUGAUCCGGAAAGUAUCAUGGCCGACUUCUAACUUUUGGUAUCUAAGGGAAAAGGGAAUUCUCCGAUACUUGUUGUUUCUUUGUUAUGUUUAUCACCUUUCUGCUUUUGCUUUUAGUGCAUAGGAAUGUAUGAAAUGGAGAGAGUUCCCGAAGGGUCAACUUUUCCAAGAGAACUGGAGGAAAUUGCCACCACAAAGCCAAUCUACAAAGGAAAGUCACCAUAUAAAAAGAAAAAAGUUCAGGACAAGAUUCAGACGGAUAACGUUGCUCACUAUGACCUGUCACCGCUUUUUCGCCCCUUUGGUGUGCAUCAUCCCUCAUUGCGGCAUGUUUGGUUUGUGAAGGACAUCUGUGGAGUGGUGUGUGCGAUCUUCACAUGGUUGCUGAUCCUCUAUGCGGAGUAUGUGGUCAUGUUCGUCAUGUUGGUCCAUGAGUCGUCCAAUAUCUACAGCCUCCUGCAUGGCGUAGUUUUCAACAUUUUGUCCUUCUUGGCUGUUGCCUCACACCUGAGAGCUAUGUUUACAGAUCCUGGGGCAGUGCCAAAGGGAAAUGCAACCUCUGAAGGGAUCAAGAGCUUGGGAUUGAAGAAAGGAGAAGUUGUAUUCAAAUGCCCAAAAUGUAUCAGCAUAAAACCAGACAGGGCCCACCAUUGCAGUGUCUGUCAACGCUGCAUCCGCAAAAUGGAUCACCAUUGCCCUUGGGUGAAUAACUGUGUUGGAGAAAGCAAUCAGAAGUAUUUUGUUCUUUUCACUAUGUACAUAUGUCUCAUCUCCAUUCACUCAUUGUAUAUGGCAGUGGCACAUUUCAUCCACUGCGUAGCCAAAGAUUGGAAAGGUGAGUCUUCAGGAUGCUCUGGGAUGUCCCCUCCAGCGACCACCAUCUUUCUCAUCUUCCUCAUCUUUGAGGGCAUGCUGUUUGGCAUUUUCACUGGUAUCAUGUUUGGUACACAGAUGGCGGCUGUCUGCUCGGAUGAGACGGGGAUCGAGCAGUUGAAGAAGGAGCAGCGAGAGCGACAAUCUCGUUGGCUCAGCAUGAAGGCAGUCUUUGGGCAUCCAUUCUCCAUUCACUGGUUCUCACCGUUCUCUACUCCCAAAUUUCUUCGUGCUGAGAAAUACUAUUCUGUAUAGCCUAAACUUCUCGAAACUUGAGUCAUUGUUUUAAAAAAAAUUGUUUUGUUUUGUGUGUGUGUAUGGACUGACCCAUGGCACAAUGUGGAAAAGUACUUUUCUAGCAGGGAGAUGACUUUGUACAUACAGGACCGGCAGGUAAAAGCAGAGACACCAUUCUGCACCACUGUCUUUGAUACUGCUGUAAUGUAUUUUCCCUAACUAUGGCUAGCUUUGUGCUCCGGGCGGUAAAGUCAAGAGUUCUUAGAGAGAACCGUAAAAGCUCUCUUUCCAGUGAUUGAUGAUGCCGGAGUGUUAUUGCCCCUUUGGGGUAGUGUCCAAGAUCUUUGUAAUCCAGUGCACUGUGGAUGAAAUUAGCUGUACUGUAAAGAGAAACCCAUGAUAUUUUGUAAGAAUUUUAUAAAUGCCUUGUCUUCUAAUGUCUAGAAAGGUCAGGUGUCUUAAUCACACAUAAAAGUAUAUGGCUAGAUCUAGAGAAUUGUGAUUUUCAGCAAGUUGUGUCACUGACUCAUUGAAUUAUAAACUUAUGAAUUCUCCCCCCCCCCAGUCUUUGGAUUGUUUGAUGGUUUAUUUUGAUCUUCAACCAUUUAAUGCUCUAGCAUUCAAAUGGCUUUCUGCAAGUAGUAGUGUUCAUCAUAUUUGUCUUUAUCUCCUCCUUCGGGUCUACAUGAGCUGAAGACUGGCAUUUUUGGGGUAUUUCAAUAUUUCAAACAACACCCUUCCCAAAGACAUACAACCACCAUUUUUACACACACAACCGAUCAAAACAUGCCCAAUAUUACGCAAAAAACAGAAAGGCUAUAUCUUUUAUAAUUUUUAGAAAUGAUUUUUUGAAAAUGUGCUAAAAUUUGUUGCUCGCCAAAUGUUUUAAACGUAAUGAACCCCCCAAAAA
Messenger RNA from Aplysia californica (California sea hare), 2673 nucleotides. Its product is annotated as palmitoyltransferase ZDHHC3. The transcript is spliced from 7 exons. The record is from RefSeq and is a predicted model, not a curated record. Lineage: Eukaryota; Metazoa; Mollusca; Gastropoda; Aplysiida; Aplysiidae. Gene Ontology annotation, molecular function: palmitoyltransferase activity. Bases 780 to 1781 code for a protein of 333 amino acids.